Messenger RNA from Verruconis gallopava, 264 nucleotides. RefSeq lists its product as uncharacterized. The record is from RefSeq and is a predicted model, not a curated record. Bases 1 to 264 code for a protein of 87 amino acids. NCBI's taxonomy places the organism in Eukaryota, Fungi, Ascomycota, Dothideomycetes, Venturiales, Sympoventuriaceae. The transcript has a single exon.
AUGGGCCAGAAGAAACGCAUUCAGAUCACAUCCGACGUCACCGCAGACACCGAGCACUUUUACGAGCGCGUCGAGCACCCCAGCACAGGCACGUCAAAGGUUGUCGAGCACAAGCAACCAAGGACUUCGUCCAGCUCCGUGACCAUCACCACCAAUCCGUACGUCGUCGAGACGGACGGGUCACCUGAGAACACGCGGACCAAGCAAGGCGCAUCGGCCACCGUGGAAUUGGAGAAGAAGGGCUACGACACCAGCCAGCUAUAG